This is a messenger RNA of Erigeron canadensis, 2625 nucleotides long. RefSeq names its product putative receptor-like protein kinase At4g00960. Gene Ontology annotation, molecular function: ATP binding; protein serine/threonine kinase activity. NCBI's taxonomy places the organism in Eukaryota, Viridiplantae, Streptophyta, Magnoliopsida, Asterales, Asteraceae. The record is from RefSeq and is a predicted model, not a curated record. The coding region runs from base 5 to 2479 and encodes 824 amino acids. The transcript has 7 exons. Gene Ontology annotation, biological process: protein phosphorylation; recognition of pollen.
UCAUAUGAAGGGAGUAGUGAUGAGGUUUCUUUUUCUGUUUUCUUUAGUAAUACUACUCCAUAAUGUUGAUAAAAUAUAUGCAGCUGAACUCAACACUAUUACAUAUUCAAGCCACUUAACAAAUGGAGACACUCUCGUCUCGCCACGAGGAAUUUUCGAACUAGGAUUCUUCCGACCCAAUUCUGAGACAAAAUUUCUUGGAAUUUGGUACAAAAACAUGUCUGUUCAAAUAGUGGUUUGGGUGGCUAAUAGAGAAUACAAGCGUCCUAAAUCAUCAGUAGAUGUGUUACGGAUUUCGGAUAAGGGAGAUCUAGUCCUGAUUAGAGAUACUAGUAAUGAAAUCAUUUGGUCAUCAUCAAAUACAACGGAACCAAGGAACGCAACCGCGAAGCUUCUCGAUACUGGCAACUUGGUUGUCAUGGACGAUACCGAUACGAAGGUUUUGUGGCAGAGUUUUGAUAAUCCAACUGAUACUCUUUUACCUGGCAUGAAGCUAGGGGAAGAUUAUGAAAAAAAAAUAGAGUGGAGUCUCUCAUCAUGGAAGACUAGUCAGGAUCCGGCCCGAGGUGAUUUCACCUGGGGCGCGGACACACGCGGUUAUCCUCAAAAUGUUUUAAAGGAAAGAGGGUCAAAGAUAUUCCGAGAUGGACCAUGGAGUAAGGAACAAGUUUUUGGGAACUUGAACUUUACAUUCAAUGUGGUUAUUAGUGAAAAGGAAGUGUCUUCAACAUUUAAUCCUGAAAACAAUACUAUCCCAUCAAGAGUCAUCUUGAAUUCUACAGGACAGCUAGAAAGUUUUACGUGGGCCGAAGAUGCAAGAAAAUGGCUGCCUACUGUUUCAUUACCUAGAGAUAUAUGUGACACAUACGAUACAUGUAAGGCUUAUGAAAGGUGCAGUGUUAAUACUACCACAAAUAAGCACUCUUGUGUUUGUAUGAUUGAGAAAAGAUUUGUUCCUGGAAAUGAACAGGCUUUGGAAAAUCCGACGGAUGGAUGUGUCAGACGAACGCCGUUGAACUGUAACAAUGGGCAAUCAGACGACAGGUUUAUGAAUUACUCUAAUGUGAAGUUGCCAGACACACAGAGUUCUUGGUUCAAUAUGAGUAUGAACUUGGAGGAAUGUAGAACACAUUGCCUAAAGAAUUGUAGUUGCACGGCUUAUGCAAAUAUAGAAAGCAGCGGCGGAUGCUUGAUUUGGGUGACUGGUCUUAUGGACAUCCGAGUGUAUCCCGAAGGAAGUGGUGCUGGCCGAGAUCUUUUCGUUAGAAUGGCUUCUUCGGAAGUUAUUGGUACAGUAAAGAGAGGAGCAAACAUUAAACUUAUGUUACUUAUCAUAUUUCCAGUAGUUCUUGUUAUAGCAUCUAUAUCUGCAUGGUGUUUAUAUGCAUGGAUCAAACGAAAACGUGCCCAAUUUAUAGAAGAAGGGGGGUUGUGGAACACUUCUUUAAGGCAUGAUGAAGCCAUGGAACUACCACUACUUAGCUUUACUACAAUAGCUAAUGCUACGGCUAGUUUUUCACUUGACAAUAAACUUGGAGAGGGUGGAUUUGGAACCGUUUACAAGGGUCGUCUAGAAGAGGGGAUAGAAAUCGCAGUCAAGCGUCUCUCCCAGACUUCCAGCCAAGGUGUAAAUGAGUUUAAGAAUGAAGUCAUAUGUGUUUCAAAACUUCAACACCGCAAUCUUGUAAAGCUUCUUGGCUGUUGCAUAAAAGGAAAUGAGAGGCUUUUGGUUUAUGAAUACAUGCAAAAUAGAAGCUUAGACUUAUUUAUAUUUGAUGAAAGAAAAAGCAUGCUUCUUGAUUGGACAAAGCGCUUCAACAUUAUCAUGGGAAUUGCUCGAGGACUUGUCUACUUGCAUCAAGAUUCACGACUAAGAAUCAUUCAUAGAGAUCUUAAAGCUAGCAAUAUUCUACUAGAUGAGGACAUGAACCCAAAAAUAUCAGACUUUGGCGUAGCUAGAAGUUUUGGUGGAAACGAGACCCAAGCUAACACAGAACGAGUUGUAGGUACAUGUGGUUACAUAUCCCCCGAGUACGCUCUGGAUGGUAUAUUCUCUAUAAAGUCAGAUGUAUUUAGCUUUGGCGUUUUAGUACUGGAGAUUGUGAUUGGAAAAAGAAAUAGGGGAUUCAUUCUACCUGGAAAGGACAAUAAUCUUAUCGGACAUGCAUGGAUGUUAUACAAUGAAGGGAGGUUAAUGGAAUUGAUCGAUCCAACUUUAGUUGAAUCAUGUCAUCCAUCUGAAGUUUUAAGGUCAAUCGAAGUGGGGUUUUUAUGUGUUCAACGCAAUCCGGGAGAAAGGCCAAACAUGUCGAGUGUAAUACGGAUGUUGGGAGGUGAAGGUGAAGUGCCUCAACCUAAUGAGCCAGAGUUUUUCCCGGAAAAGGAUGAUCAAUGGCUUGUAGCUGAAUUCACUUCAAGCACUUGUCCUAAAAGUACAGUAGUCGAUCAUGUACCUAUUACAGAGUUAAUUAGUCGAUAACAAGCUAGUACAUAUACUUUCUAACUUAAAUAUGUAAAAAUGAUAUAGACAUUAACUAAUUACUUGUAAUAUUGGUGUAAAUUUAGAAUUUCUUCACAUUAAAUUUGGUUUUAAUCCGGAUAUAAAUAAAACUUUAAUUUACUCCA